This is a messenger RNA of Phacochoerus africanus (Common warthog), 1818 nucleotides long. RefSeq names its product ribosomal protein S6 kinase B2 (gene RPS6KB2). Gene Ontology annotation, biological process: protein phosphorylation. The transcript has 15 exons. Gene Ontology annotation, molecular function: ATP binding; protein serine/threonine kinase activity. Bases 106 to 1563 code for a protein of 485 amino acids. The record is from RefSeq and is a predicted model, not a curated record. Lineage: Eukaryota; Metazoa; Chordata; Mammalia; Artiodactyla; Suidae.
GCGCGAGGCCUCCGUCGCGGAGCGAUGACGUAAGGGCUCCGGCCCUGUCCUGUCAGUCAGAGUGGUUAGGUACCAGCAGAGGGGCUCCGCCGGGCCCGCGCAGGUAUGGCGGCGGUGUUUGACCUGGACCUGGAGACGGAGGAAGGCAGCGAGGGCGAAGGCGAGCCAGAGUUCAGCCCGGCGGAUGCGUGUCCCCUUGCCGAGUCGAGGGCGGCUGGCCUGGAGCCUGUGGGACACUAUGAGGAGGUGGAGCUGACAGAAACCAGUGUAAACCCGGGCCCUGAGCGCAUUGGGCCCCACUGCUUUGAGCUGCUGCGCGUGCUGGGCAAGGGCAACUAUGGCAAGGUGUUCCAGGUGAGAAAGGUGCAGGGCACCAACCUGGGCAAAAUCUAUGCCAUGAAAGUCUUGAGGAAGGCCAAAAUCGUGCGCAAUGCCAAGGACACAGCCCACACCCGGGCUGAGCGGAACAUUCUAGAGUCAGUGAAGCACCCCUUCAUUGUCGAGCUGGCCUAUGCCUUCCAGACUGGCGGCAAACUCUACCUCAUCCUCGAGUGCCUUAGUGGCGGCGAGCUCUUCACGCGGCUGGAGCGAGAGGGCAUCUUCCUGGAAGACACGGCCUGCUUCUACCUGUCAGAGAUCACGCUGGCCCUGGGCCACCUCCACUCCCAAGGCAUCAUCUACCGGGACCUCAAACCUGAGAACGUCAUGCUCAGCAGCCAGGGCCACAUCAAGCUGACGGACUUCGGCCUCUGCAAGGAGUCUAUCCACGAGGGCACGGUCACCCACACCUUCUGUGGCACCAUCGAGUACAUGGCCCCUGAGAUUCUGGUGCGCAGUGGCCACAACCGGGCGGUGGACUGGUGGAGCCUGGGGGCCCUGAUGUACGACAUGCUCACUGGAUCGCCACCCUUCACUGCAGAGAACCGGAAGAAAACCAUGGACAAGAUCAUCAGAGGGAAGCUGGUGCUGCCACCCUACCUCACCCCGGAUGCCCGGGACCUUGUCAAAAAGUUUCUGAAGAGGAAUCCCAGCCAACGGAUUGGGGGUGGCCCAGGGGACGCCGCCGACGUGCAGAAACAUCCCUUCUUCCGGCACAUUAAUUGGGAGGACCUCCUGGCCCGCCGCGUGGACCCCCCUUUCCGGCCCUGCCUGCAGUCGGAGGAGGACGUGAGCCAGUUUGACACCCACUUCACGAGGCAGACACCGGUGGACAGUCCAGAUGACACGGCCCUCAGUGAGAGUGCCAACCAGGCCUUCCUGGGUUUCACGUACGUGGCGCCCUCCGUCCUGGACAGCAUUAAGGAGGGCUUCUCCUUCCAGCCCAAGCUGCGCUCUCCCCGGCGCCUCAACAGCAGCCCCCGGACCCCUGUCAGCCCCCUGAAGUUCUCGCCCUUCGAGGGAUUCCGGCCCAGCCCCGGCCCGCCAGAUCCCACGGAGCCCCCUCUGCCUCCUCUCCUGCCCCCGCCGCCUCCCCCGCCGCCCUCAAGCACUGCCCCCCUCCCCAUCCGACCCCCCUCAGGAACCAAGAAGUCCAAGAGGGGCCGCGGGCGCCCUGGGCGCUAGGAGGACAGGUGGGGAGGUGGGCAGCGUGGAGACCACUCCCUCUCUGGUGGGACCCUGGGCCAGUUCCAGAGACCUGGGGCUGAGUCCAGGGUACAGGAUUGCAUGUGUGUGAGCGUGUGUCUCUGUUGGGGGCGGCUGUGCCCUUGAAUCAUGAACGCCAAGGGCCGCCGGCUGUGGCUGCCGGUAGAGGGCAUCCACCUGGCCUCCCGCAGUUGAGCUAUGCCCUUGGAGAAUUAAAAGUUUUGAAUCAUGGCA